AUAAAUAUAUGCCUCAAAUGCAAUUUAGGUUUGACAAAUCAAAUACCCAAACACACCACUAACAAAUAUACUUCCCCCUCCUACUCCUUCCUCCUCUCUGUUUUUCUUAAAACAGAAAUGGCGACUUCUGCUCGACGGUCAACUGGACCAGUACUUCAUACCUUUGACACGGCUUUAGCUUCAUCAAUUCGGUUCCAUCUGAACCAGGAGCCUUCACCAAACCGGUUCAUUUCUGCAAUGAACCGGCAAAAAACACUGUCCUCGAAGAAGAGGGCAUGUAUGUGUUCGCCAACGAACCAUCCAGGUUCGUUUCGUUGUAGUAUGCAUAAGAAAAUGGAUGUUCGAAGGGUCAGUACCCAAAUGGUGUGUACUAAUUCGAUUCGACUGCAUAUGAGGAGAUCAGCAAUGGCGAAUUCGUUAGUACGAAUUGGUAAUGGUGAAGGUGAGCUUGUUAAAAGAGCUUUAGCUGCUUUGAUUCGUCCUUCCUCUCAUCAACAGCGACGCCGUGCUGAUUUCCAGCGCCGACCUAGCAGGCUUUCUCUUGAGUCUUGAAACUUUAAGUCAAAUUUUAAUAAGAGUUCUCAGAAAAUACUAGCUCAUUGUGCUUUGAGGAGUAGUCAAAUGAUGUCGAUGGUAUAAGGAUUAUCAGAGGCGACCUAGUCGGCUUUACAUUUGAGCUAUAUAAGCAUGGGCGACUCAAUAGGAUUAGUGACUUAUAAUCAAAUUUUAGUAAGUGGUCUAUUUGCAUGUGCACUUCAGCAUUCAACCGCAACAUCGUGCUGGUGGCUUUAUAACCAAAUUUUAAUAAGAGAUCCGUUGCGUGUGCACUUCAGCAUUCAACAGCAACAUCGUGCUGUUACCUUAUAACCAAAUUUUAGUAAGAGGUCAACUUGCCUGUGCACUUCAGCAUUCAACAGCAACAGCAUUCAACAGCAACAGCAACAUCGUGCUUGUGGCUUAUAAUCAAAAAUUUUAGUGAGGUCUAUUUGUGUGUGCACUUCAGCAAUCAACAUGGUGCUGGUGGCUCAUAACCAAAUUUUAGUAAAAGGUCUACUUGCCUGUGCACCUCAGCAUUCAGCAGCAACAACAACAUUGCCCUUAUGGCUUAUAACCAAAAAUUUUAGUAAGAGGUCCAUUUGUUUGUGCACUUCAGCAUUCAACAUCGUGUUGGUGGCUUAUAAUCAAAUUUUAGUAAGAGGUCUAUUUGCCUGUGCACUUCAACAUUUAACACCAACAUCGAGCUACUCAUGAUGUGUAAGGCUGUGAAUCUUCCCACGGUAAAAGUAAAUUUUUAACAUAUAUAUGUACAUAGUCUAAAUCGAAACUUUUGAAUUCGAAUGAACUUGUAUGAAAUUGACAC
Messenger RNA from Capsicum annuum, 1360 nucleotides. RefSeq lists its product as uncharacterized. The transcript has a single exon. The coding region runs from base 118 to 552 and encodes 144 amino acids. The record is from RefSeq and is a predicted model, not a curated record. NCBI's taxonomy places the organism in Eukaryota, Viridiplantae, Streptophyta, Magnoliopsida, Solanales, Solanaceae.